Molecule: messenger RNA, 12230 nt
Organism: Drosophila subpulchrella
Lineage: Eukaryota; Metazoa; Arthropoda; Insecta; Diptera; Drosophilidae
Exons: 8
Coding region: 503-11845 (3780 amino acids)
Molecular function (GO): sequence-specific DNA binding
Source: RefSeq, a predicted model, not a curated record
GUCUCCCUUUUUUACUGACACUUACGCUGAGGCUGUCUCCCUUUUUUACUGACACUUACGCUGAGGCUGUCUCGCUUUUAUACUGACACUUACGUUCUGCCGACACUUACGUUUUCUUACGUUUUUUGUGCUCCGUUUGAACAGUUUGUUGUGGGACGUCGUUCGUCGCGCGUUCGGGAGCAAAAAAAUAGUAAAAUGAUCAAGAUCCAACGGCCGCCCAGAGCAAAUAAGAAUCGCAAUUGCCGAGCAAUUGCAGAGUGCCAUGUGUGAAGUGUGCCAGCAGUGGGAAAAUGCGAAUGCCGAAGGACAAUAGCAACAAUGCCAGUUCGAUACAUACACACAGUCGAGGGCCGAUGAAAAACUGGUAUAUAAAAGACGCCAAAAGCUUGCGAAAAAGAGAGCAAACGCGCCCCUAACUUGGCUGCAGGAUAAUAAAACGGCGAUACAGAACCAGGCGACGACGAUUCGUGGGGCAGGAUAAACAGCAAGCAAACCGUCCGUGAUGUCACAACAACACCCCCAUCACGCCCACCCCCACCCCCAUCACUACGCCCACCACUACCCGCCCCCUGCUACGCCCAUGUCCCUGCAGCAACAGCAGCAGCAGCAGCUGCAGCAAACGCAGCAGACGCCGCAGCAGCAGCACGCCAAUUGGUACUCACAUGUUGCUUCCUACCCCACACCCCACUCGGCCUUCGGCCCCGCCCCCGCCCCCGACCCAUCCUGCAAGGCCACCAGCAACAGCAACAACAACAUCAUGGGUGGGGGAGGAGGAGGCUAUGGCCCACAAGGGGGUGGUGGUGGCACGCAGGGUUAUUAUGGCGCCGCUGGCGGUGGCCUCAAUGUCAGUGGGACGGUGGUGGGUGGUGGUGGGCCGAGCUACGGCCUUGGGGCCAACACAGUGGCAUAUGCCCACAACCAACUGCUGCAGUACCAACAACAACAACAACAGCAGCAGCAGCAACAACAUCAGCAACUUCCACAACACCUAAGCCAACAAAGGCCCUAUAUGGGCCACAAUAUCAUGACCGGCAGCUAUCCCUAUAUCAAAAGCGAACCCAUGGAGGCCUUCCAGCAGCCUCCCAAUCCCAUGGCCCCGCCCCCGGCACCAGAAAUAUUGAUAAAAUCGGAACCCAUUGACGAACAUUCCUACAAGUCAAACUAUAUAGACGACAACACUCCAUUUGCGGACUUUAGCAAGUUCAGCGAAUUCAGCGAGGACAUGUUGAGUCCCAAAGUGGAACUGACCGUCAAGAAUGAGUCCUACGGAAGGAAUACCAGCAGCUUUCUGCGCCGCAAACAGCAAUUGGAUCGGAGCUCCGAGAGCCUGCCCAUCUGCCAGCGCUGCAAGGAAGUCUUCUUCAAGAAGCAGGCCUAUCUGCGCCACGUGGCCGAGAGCAAUUGCGGGAUGCAGGAGUACGACUUCAAGUGCACCACCUGCCCCAUGUCCUUCAUGACCACCGAGGAGCUGCAGCGGCACAAGCAUCUCCACCGUGCCGACAAGUUCUUCUGCCACAAGUAUUGCGGCAAGCACUUCGACACGAUCGCAGAGUGCGAAGCGCAUGAGUACAUGCAGCACGAAUACGAUAGCUUUGUCUGCAACAUGUGCUCUGGAACCUUCGCUACCCGUGAGCAGCUUUACGCCCACCUGCCGCAACAUAAAUUCCAGCAGCGCUUCGACUGUCCCAUCUGCCGCCUGUGGUAUCAGACGGCUCUCGAGCUCCACGAACAUCGUUUGGCCGCACCCUACUUCUGCGGCAAGUAUUAUACGGGGGUUCAGGCAACCUCUGGAUCACACUCGCAGGCGCAGCAGCACCAGACGAACUACAAGCUGCAGGAUUGCCAUAUGGCGACUAUGGAAAUGCCCACCGCCCCGCACCACAAAUCGAACCCAUCCAGCUCGUCCUUGCCGGCCACGGCUGCAUUAAAUUCACUGCUGCAGCAGCGCCAGGCAAAUGCCGAUGGAGCAGCCAUGUUCGCAGCUUCUGCGCUUAAGAACGAUGUGAAUGUGAAGCUGGAGCGCAGCUAUAGCAACUCGACCAGCGAGUCAUCCUACAGCGUUCAGGAGAAUAGCUACAAUAAUGCCUAUGGAAGCGAUAGCUCAAUCCAUGGAGGAGCGAUCGCUGGGCCACAGGCACACUCAUCGACGCUGGACGACUCCGAGGACGCAUUGUGCUGUGUGCCACUGUGCGGAGUACGGAAGAGCACCAGCCCCACGCUGCAGUUUUUCACGUUCCCCAAGGACGAAAAGUACCUCAACCAGUGGCUGCACAAUCUCAAGAUGUUCCACAUACCCGCCGCAAGCUACGCCAAUUUCCGCAUCUGCAGCAUGCACUUCCCGAAGCGCUGCAUCAAUCGCUAUUCGCUGUGCUAUUGGGCAGUGCCCACGUUCAACCUGGGUCAUGAUGACGUGGCCAAUCUCUACCAGAACAGGGAACUGACCAACACCUUCACCACCGGCGAGGUAGCGCGUUGCAGCAUGCCGCACUGCACCAGUCAACGGGGUGAGAGCAACUUAAAGUUCUACAAUUUUCCCAAGGACAUCAAGAGCCUCAUCAAGUGGUGCCAGAACGCACGACUUCCCGUUCAGGCGAAGGAGCCGCGUCACUUCUGUAGCCGCCAUUUCGAGGAGCGCUGCAUCGGCAAGUUCCGGCUGAAGCCAUGGGCGGUGCCAACCUUACAUCUGGGUGCCCAGUAUGGCAAGAUCCACGACAACCCCAAGAAUCUGUACGUGGAGGAGAAACGCUGCUGCCUCAACUUCUGCCGCCGGAGCCGAUCCUCUGACUUCAAUAUGUCGCUAUAUCGUUUUCCCAGAGAUGAGGUGCUCCUACGACGCUGGUGCUACAAUCUACGCCUGGAUCCGGGAGUGUAUCGCGGCAAGAAUCACAAAAUAUGUAGCGCCCACUUUAUCAAAGAGGCUUUGGGUCUGCGGAAGCUAUCACCGGGUGCCGUUCCCACGCUUCACCUGGGUCACACUGACACCUUCAACAUCUACGAGAACGAGCUGUGGCCACCGCCAACGGCUUCCAACAGUCACAGCAAUGUCCUCCAGCAGCACCAGGCGCAUCAUCACCAUUCGCAACAUUCACUGCAACAGCACCUGCACAGCAAAUCAUACCAGCGUCACUCAGCGGCGUCUACGUCAUCCUCGGCCAGUUCGACCUCUCACUACGUUGAUCCUGAGCUGACGUCCUCUUACCUGGCCAUGGGUGCCGGUGGAUCCUCGGCGAUGAACGCCAGCGACAGCAUGGACAUCUGCUGUGUGCCUAGUUGCGAGAGCAAGCGACACAACAACGAGAACAUCACAUUCCACACCAUACCGCGCCGACCGGAGCAGAUGCGCAAGUGGUGCCACAACCUAAAGAUACCAGAGGAAAAGAUGCACAAAGGCAUGCGUAUCUGUAGUCUGCACUUCGAGCCUUACUGCAUCGGCGGUUGUAUGCGUCCAUUUGCGGUGCCCACCCUCAAUUUGGGUCACGACGAGGAAGAUAUUCAUCGGAAUCCGGAUGUGAUUAAAAAGCUGAAUAUCCGGGAAACAUGCUGCGUCGCCGUAUGCAAGAGAAAUCGAGACAGGGAUCAUGCCAACCUGCACCGAUUCCCAAGUAAUGUGUCAUUGCUGACCAAGUGGUGUGGCAAUCUCCAAAGGGCCGUUCCGGAUGGCAGUAAACUGUUUAACGACGCCAUCUGUGAGGUGCACUUCGAGGAUCGAUGCCUGCGCAAUAAAAGGCUGGAGAAGUGGGCGGUGCCUACACUGAUCCUGGGCCACGAAAACAUCCCAUAUCCUCUUCCAACACCGGAACAGGUCACUGAGUUCUAUUCUCGACCCACUGCGCCAAACAAUGGCGAAGAACAGGGCGAGUGCUGCGUGGAGAGCUGCAAGAGAAAUCCCAGUGUGGACGACAUCAAGCUUUACCGGCCGCCGGAGGAGGCUUCCGUGUUGGCCAAAUGGGCACACAACCUGCAAACAGAGGCUAGUCAGCUGACGAGCAUGAGGAUCUGUAAUCUUCACUUCGAGGCACACUGCAUCGGCAAGCGGAUGCGACCUUGGGCGAUACCGACAUUAAACCUGGCUGGCAAUAUAGAGAAUCUCUAUGAGAAUCCAGAGCACUCGAUGCUGUACAAGCGGCGAACUCACACGAAAACCAAGCUCCCGGCUUCCGUAAAGCCCACUUGGGUGCCCAGGUGCUGUCUUCCACACUGCCGCAAAGUUCGAGCUCUACACAACGUUCAGCUCUAUCGGUUCCCCAAGCUUAAUCGCUCUACUCUGGCCAAGUGGGCGCACAAUCUGCAGGUCCCCAUGGUUGGCAGUGCCCAACGCCGGCUGUGCUCGGCUCAUUUUGAGCCACAUGUGCUGAGCAAAAAGUGUCCGGUGCCGCUGGCGGUACCCACACUGGACUUAAACUCGCCGCCCGGCUUAAAGAUCUACCAAAAUCCGGCAAAGCUGAAGGCAAGCAAGCUGUGUCUGCAGCGUGUGUGCAUAGUAGAAAGUUGCCGCAAGACGAGGGCGCAGGGCGUCCAGCUCUUCCGGCUCCCGCAUAGUCCCACGCAGCUGCGCAAGUGGAUGCACAACAUCAAGACGCGUCCUAGGGCGGCUAUGAGGGCUCAAUACCGAGUAUGUUCCCGUCAUUUCGAGACACACUCGUUCAAUGGCAGGAGAUUAAGCGCUGGCGCCAUUCCUACCCUGGAAUUGGGUCACGACGACGAGGACAUCUAUCCCAACGAAGCACAGGCCUUUGCGGACGAGCACUGCGUGGUGGAGGGUUGCGAGGCAUCCAAGGAACAGGCGGAGGUACGACUCUUCCGAUUUCCCACGGAUGACGACGAUAUGCUAUGGAAGUGGUGCAACAAUCUUAAGAUGAACCCAGUGGAUUGCACAGGAGUUCGCAUAUGUAACAAACACUUCGAGGCGGAUUGCAUCGGGCCCAAGCACCUGUACAAGUGGGCUAUCCCCACUCAGGAACUCGGUCACGACGAUGCCGAGAUCGAGUUAAUACCGAACCCCAAGCCAGAGGACCGGUAUGUGGAUCCGGUGUUCAAGUGCAUUGUGCCCACCUGCGGGAAGACGCGCCGCUUUGACGAGGUGCAGAUGAACAGCUUUCCCAAGGACCCUAAUCUCUUCCAGCGCUGGCAGCACAAUCUGCGACUGGAUCACCUUAACUUCCUGGAACGCGAACGCUACAAGAUCUGUAAUGCGCACUUUGAGGACAUCUGUAUUGGCAAGACUCGGUUAAACAUAGGCUCGAUCCCUACCCUAGAGUUGGGCCACGACGAGACGGAUGAUCUGUUCCAGGUGAAUCCGUCGGAGUUGCAGAGCAACCUUUUCGGACGACAGCGGCGGAUACACGAGGAAUCUGGUGGGAUAGCCAUCAAGCAGGAACUUUCCGAGUCGGAAGACGUUAAACCGGAUGUGACAAUCAUGCCCGAUGCCACAGAUUCGAGAACUAGACAGGUAAAGUUUAAGAAAACGAUGUCCGAUCUGAAGUGCUGUGUCCACAGUUGUGGACGCAGUCGUAUGGAGCACGGAGCACGGCUUUUUCCCUUUCCCACCGGCAAGCAGCAACAUCUCAAGUGGCGACACAACCUGCGACUGGAGCCCGACGAGGUGGACCGAUCGACACGGGUUUGCAGUGCCCACUUUAACCGGCGUUGCAUUGACGGCAAGCAACUGAGGAGUUGGGCAAUGCCCACGCAACAACUGGGCCACCAUGAGCAGCCGAUCUACGAGAAUCCGAAGAACAUACCGGGAUUCUUCACACCCACCUGUGCCCUGGGGCACUGCCGCAAGCGUCGGAGCAUCGACAACGAUCUGCGCACCUACCGAUAUCCAAGAAGUGAGGAUCUGCUGGAGAAGUGGCGGGCGAAUUUGCGUCUAACCCCGGAUCAGUGCCGCGGCAGGAUUUGUGCGGAUCACUUUGAGGCACAGGUUCGGGGCAAACUAAAGCUGAAGACAGGUGCAGUGCCCACUUUGAAACUGGGUCACGAUGAGGGGUUAAUCUACGACAAUGAGGCUAUAAAGGUUGGACUGACCGAGGAUGAGGAAGGCAGCUCUGAGUUGCCGCGACUGAAACCAAAAAAGGAGCUAAUCGAUGAGGAGGAGGAAGACGGGGAGGCUGAGGAGGAGCACAAUGACCAGGAUAAUGAGGAUGAAGAUGAGAAAGACGACCACUAUUUUGAUCCGCUUGAACUGGUAGAGACCUUUGCCGAACAUCCAAGCGAUGAUGAAGCCGAAUAUCGUCGGGAUGAAGAGGAUGAUCGAGACGAAGAAGAGGACUUGGAGGAAAUGGAUCACUUCCUGCCAGACACGCCACCGACUCCUCCAAUCGUCCCACUGCGCCGGGAAAAGCCCGCCAACAAUGUGACGCCCAUUUGCUGCCUAAAGCACUGCAGGAAGGAACGUACUGCCUUUCACCUUCUCAGCACCUUUGGUUUUCCCAAGGAUCGCCAGCUGCUGCUCAAGUGGUGUGCCAAUCUUCACCUGAAUCCGGAUGAUUGCAUCGGCCGGGUUUGCAUAGAGCACUUCCAGGCUGAGGUACUCGGAACCCGAAAGCUCAAGCAGAAUGCGGUACCCACACUCAACGUGGGACAUAAUGAGCCACUUAGAUACUCGUGUAAUGGAAUGGAUCUGGAUCUGGAGCAAUCACAGCCACAGCACUCGGUUUUUCGGCUUUGGAGCCUGAAACACUGCCGCAAGAGGAAGCUAACAGAGCCGCCGGAUAUUCGACCAAGCAAAUGGAGGACAGCGGAAGUUCAGAUGAUGCAGAGAUUGAAGAUGGAGAUUCAGGAAGAGAGGAAGAUCAAGAUGGAGAUGCAGACGGAGAGGGAUAUAAAGACGGAGGCGAAGACUCUAACGAAGAAUCAGAGGGAGAGUAAACCGAUAAAAUGUUGCAUCAGCACCUGCGCAAAAGAGGAGGAUAAGCAAUUAUUCUCACUGCCUGAGGAGCGAAGUCUUUUAAGAAAGUGGCAGCACAACCUAAAGCUCUCCAUGGACACGAGUUUCAGCGAUAUUCGAGUAUGUCUGUAUCAUUUUGAAGCGGAAGUUAUGGAAAAUGGAAAGCCGUUGGAGCAGGCAAUUCCCACCUUAAGGCUAGACCAAAAUAGUUGGAACAUCUACAGAAACAACGGAGCUUGUCUGAUCGCCGCUUGUGAAAAUUCUUCCUCAAGCUUAGUGGACUUGCCUGGAAAUAUGAUAAUUAGAACCGCCUGGAUGUCCCACCUUAAUCUGCCUCUCGGCAGUGAUGGUCUUCUAUGUGGCUCCCACUUCAUGGAGCUGUAUGAACAAGUGGAAUUGCCCAAGGUUCUCGCAGAAAAGGAUUUGGAGGAUUUGCUGUGGACUGCUGACGAACUCAAAUGCGCUGUGCCUGGUUGCUCCUCCAAAAAUGUCAAGGAUCUUCAGCUCACUCAGCUUCCAGACAAGGAGGAGACGCUUUUCAAGUGGCUACAUAAUACUAAGAUAGCUUACGAUCAUUCGAGGCAUAAAAGCUAUCGCAUCUGUGUGCGCCACUUUGAACCAGCGUGCAUAGAAGCGGAUUUUCCAAAACCAUGGGCUAUACCCACCUUGCAUCUGAGCCAUGAGGGCAAGAUUCACUUGAAUCCCUGUCAGCAAGAUCUUGAGUCACGCAGUAUAACUCCCAAUAGCAAUGCAAGGCUAACUCCACUAAGAAUUAAAACAGAUCUCGCAUCUCUGAGCAGUCCCUGCGCGAGUGCAAGUCCCAGUCCUCGAGGCAGGAUGAGGAUAUGUUGUAUUCCCACAUGUGGACAGUUUGGAAACAGCCAAAUACGGCUCUACCGCUUCCCCACCGAAGAGCAGGCUUUGCUCCGGUGGCUGGUGAACACGCAACAGCAACCCCGCCUUGUGGAUCCCCUGGAGCUUUACGUGUGCCAGUCUCACUUCGAACCCGAUGCCAUUUGUAAGAAGCAACUUCGCAGCUGGGCAGAGCCCACAUUAAACUUGGGCCACGACGGCUAUGUUAUCCCCAAUGCCAGGCACAACGGAAACAUCGCUGGCGGGCAGGACACUGAGCAGGCGAUGAGGUUUAUCCGGGAACGCUUUUGCUCCGUGCUGUCUUGUUUCCAGGCUGAAGAUAGUGGAAUACGGCUCUAUGAGUAUCCCAAGGAUAUGGCAACGAUACGAAAGUGGGCAGCCGCCUGCAGACAUCGCUCGAUGCAGGCCAGCAGCCAUGGGUUCAAGGUGUGCCAGUCUCAUUUUGCCCCGGAAUGCUUUCAACCGGACACUUUGGAUUUAAUUGACGGAUCAGUUCCAACUCUGGAGUUAAGCAGAGAUGACAUUGAAAAACACUGCUUGGUGCCCGGAUGUGUGAAGGAUGCGAGUGGCGACCGUCUCCGCUUCUACAAGGUACCAAAGAACGCUGCUCAUCUGGAAGCUUGGAGCAACAACCUGAAGAUCAAUUCCCUGGACCUCGGUCAGGGAGAGCAGCUCAUCUGCGAGCGCCACUUUGAAUCCUUUUGUUUUGGUGCCAACAGGGGUUUGCGCCCUGGGGCGCUUCCGACUCUUUUGCUUGGUCAUGACGAGCAGGUGGAGAUGUUACCCAAUCCCGAAAAUCUCUGUCAAAGUAAACCAGAGGUGUGCUGUGCACCUGGAUGCGGACGGGUACGGCAGCUGGGAGACGCUCAGUUCAAUGGUUUUCCGAAAGUAUUGGCGUUGGCCGAGAAGUGGAUGUAUAACCUCCGUCUGAGAGUUACUAAGGAUCAGCUAGGCAGGCUGAAAGUCUGCAGUGAACACUUUGAAUCCUCUCUCUUUGAAAAAAGUGGAUUAAUCUCCGGUUCGAUACCCACUCUGGAACUGGGACAUUCCUCUCCGGACAUUUUCCAGACGGAGCUACAAAAUCUGGGCAAAUGCUUAAAGCUUUCCAAGCGAGCCCUGAUGCCGGAUGUCGAUUGCUGUUAUCCUGAGUGCAAAGAAUUCUCUAGGAACCUGUCUUACACUCUGCCCCAUGAGGAGAACCUCAGAAGAGCUUGGCUGCGUCAUUUGGACAUCGAAGAGCCGGCUAAUGGUGUCGGCCAGCUUUGUCCGCUGCAUUAUGUGAUUCUCUAUGAUCUCAGUGAUAAAAACUUUCCAGAGCACGUUCCAAAUAGAUUCCUCGAAGAUAAUUACCAUUCUGCUCGAAGCAAUCGGCGCGUGAAAAUAGUUAGCUGCGCAGUCAAAGGUUGUGAGAUGAUCAGGCCCCGGGAUAAAGUUCUGUUGCACGGAUUGCCGCAAAGAAAAGACAUCCUCAAGAUGUGGGUGGAAAAUGGACAAUUGGAGAUUACGGAGCAGCAGCAUCAAUACAUGCUCAAGGUAUGUCGCAACCACUUUGAGUCACGCUGCUCGUUUGAUGACCGAAGGCUGCAUCCCUGGAGCGUUCCCACUCUGCACUUGCCAGCAGAUCCUGUGCAUCAGAUUCCCACCAAAGAGGAGUGGCUCGAGAUGACAGCCAAACUGACUCAGGAAGCCGGGACAAUCAAACAAGAAAGGGUGGAGGAAUUUCAGGAGGAGGACGAGUGUGACAACUCUCUGUUGGAACCCAUUGUAAGAAUGGAGCACAUCGAGUCCGAUGAGGAAGACUCGGAGAUGCAGGCUCUGGAGGUGCUUCUGGAGGUUGGUCAUGUUGAGCGGAUGGACAGCUACGAGAAGGUGGACAAAUCCUAUAACGAACUCGCCUCCAUUUACCAACCUAUUGGCAUUCGGAACCAGUACAAUGCCAACCACUGUGCCGUUGAGGGAUGCGAGGUGACUGUUGAGGACGUGGAUGGGACUAUUAAGCUUCACAAAUUCCCCGCCUCUUCGGAGGCUGCUAGGAAGUGGAUGCACAACACCCAAGUUGACAUGGACGAGAAGUUCUGGUGGCGCUAUCGCAUUUGCAGUUACCAUUUCGAUCAGGAGUGCUUUCAAAGCGCCAGGAUAAAGAAGGGAGCGAUGCCCACUCUACUCUUGGGGCCAAAGAGACCGGACAAGCUGUACGAGAAUGAGUUUGCCAUACAGGAUAUGGAAGAGCUUCUUUUGCCUUUGCCACAAGGUGCUCUGCCAAGUGAGCAUAAGGGGGAGACCGUUCGAGAGGUCACCAAAUUAUGCAUGCCGACGCCGGCUCCGCCUCAAAAGUCCAGCAAGUUUUGUCAGAUUGAGGGAUGUAUGAAUCACCUGACCACUGAAAACAUGACGCUGCACAAAUUCCCUCAUUCCGAGGACAUGUGCCUCAAGUGGCAGCACAACACACAGGUGCCAUUCGAUCCCUUUUACCGGUGGCGCUAUCGCAUCUGCAGUGCCCACUUUCAUCCGGUGUGCCUGCUCAACAUGCGACUAGUUCACGGCAGUGUGCCCACGCUGAAACUGGGAAGCAAGGCUCCCAGCGAGCUCUUCGACAACGACUUCGAGGCCAUCAACCUUAGGCUGGACAAGAGGUCGGGAGCGGAGUCAAGCAACGUACAGAUCAAGGAGGAAAGGGAUGAAGACGAAGACUCUAUGCUGUUCCUAGAGCCAGAGUUGCAGCUGCACGAGGACCAAGAAGAGGAGGAUACGGUACCUAUACAACUAUCGUUUAGCCAGUCAAACUGGAAAAGCCAUUUACGUCUUCCUGUUAAGCAAGAGAAGGUUACCUACAACCAGGUAAAGUCGGGAUACGAUAAGUGCUCAUUGGCUCAUUGCCAGCGUCAGAGAUCUCAGCACGGCGUCCACAUAUACAAGUUCCCCAAAUCGAGGCGCCAGCAAGACCGUUGGAUGCACAACCUACGCAUCCGUUACGAUGAGCGGCGUCCGUGGAAGUUCAUGAUCUGCAGCGUUCACUUCGAGCCGCACUGCAUCAGCCUGAGGAAGCUGCGCCCCUGGGCGGUGCCCACGCUGGAGCUGGGCGUCAAUGUGCCGGAGAAGAUCUUCACGAACGAACAGUGCCAGGAGCUAGCAACAGAUCGCAGUGAGGCCGAAAGCGACGGCGGCGAGGAGGAGGAUGGCCUACAGGAGGACGAGGAAGACGAGGAUGGCCUACAGGAGGACGAUGAAAUGGAGCCGGAGGUUCGCAUCAAGCGAGAGCGACGUUCCAAGUUCGACCCUUGGCCUCCUGGCACGAUUCCGCCGUGGAAGGUCAAGCAGUGCUGCCUCCCGUACUGCCGCGCCUUCCGUGGCGAAGGGAUCAAGCUGUUCCGGCUGCCCAAUAACCGCACCUCCGUCCGCAACUGGGAGCUGGCAACGGGCAUGGUCUUCAAGGAGACUCAGCGAAAUACGCGAUUGAUCUGCAGCCGUCACUUCGAGCCCGAGUUGAUUGGGGUAAGGCGUCUCAUGCGCAACGCCAUCCCCACGCGGCAUUUGAAUCCCCAAGGAGGUGUCUCGGUCGAAGUUAAGAAAAAGCCAAAUCCUCCCGUCCCCAUUGCAACCUGUUGCAUGGCUGACUGCCAUCACAAUGGAAAUGUCAAGCUCCACAAGUUUCCCAGUGAUCCCUCGCUGCUUAGACAGUGGUGCCAAGCACUCAGGCUUACGGAUACUCAGAGAUACCGGGGCAAACAUAUCUGCUCGGUCCACCUGCCCACCGACAAGACCAUAAGAUGCGUUAUCUGCGAGGUGGACAACGUUCAGCUGCCGAUGCUGGACUUUCCGGAGCAGCGCAAUCAGCGCGCCAAGUGGUGCUACAAUCUCAAGAUCGAGGCCAUACCAAAGUGGGACCGCUCCAAGCACAUCUGCUGUCGUCACUUUGAGUCGCAUUGUUUUGCCCAGCCUGGUGAAUUGCGUCCUGGUGCAAUUCCCACGCUGCAUUUGAACCACGACGAUACGAACAUAUUCCUCAGCGACUACGCCAGUGGUCCGACCAGCAAUCGGAUCAAGGACGAGCCCAUGGACAACGACGACAUGCUGCUGGUUUAGUCUACCCACAAGGAAUCAUUUUAGUCUAGUUUUAGCUGUACCAUUUUAUAGACCUUUUUGUACAUUCAUUGUACCAUUGCCACAUCACGUCUUCUAGUUUUACCAUGUAGUCUCUACCGGUGAUUUUAAUGCGUUAUUAAUUUGUAAGUGGCUUUAGGAGAAUAUGCCAUACAAAGAAACAAACACAAUGUUCCUUAAGUUUUUGUUUUUACUUUUUAUACAUACGUACUUUAACUGUGAAAGAAAUGUGUUUAGUUUCCAUGAUACAUAUAUAAACUAUAGAUACAUACGUAUUAUGUAAUAUCCUUGAGCGUAUAUGUGUAGACAUGUAGAUGACCCAAUAAUAGAUGGAGGUUUUCUAAAUAUACAAAUUACUGAAACUGAA